CAGGGCGAAAAAAAGAAAGAAAGAAAAAAAACAAACGCGAACCGACUGCGAGUAGUAAGUAAGGCUAAGCAUCCGUCUCCCCCCUUCUCGAUUGUUCUCGAUCUGCGGCGGCGGCGGCGGCGAUGGCCGACGGCGGGAAGCCCCCGACGCCGGAGAAGAAGUCGUGGGCCGACGUAGAGGAGGAGGAGGAGGCCAAGGCGAAGGCGGCCGCGGCGGCGGAGGCGGCCUCCUCGUCUUCGUCGAACGAGCCGGCGGUGGACGCGCAGGCGAAGCAGAUUGAGGCGCUGUCUCUCUCCGUGCCGGAGGAGCAUGGCGGCAGCGGCGGCGGCGGGGACGACCAGGGCCCGCCUCUCCUCGACGACUCGGAUGAGUCCCAAAUCCAAGCCGUGACCUCGGGCGGCACGGUGUACGAGUCGGCGGCGGCCUUCGAGGAUCUGAAGCUGACGCCGGAGCUGCUCAAGGGGCUCCACGACGAGAUGGGGUUCAGCCGGCCGAGUAAGAUCCAGGCGGUGACCCUCCCCAUGAUCCUCACGCCGCCAUACAAGGACCUGAUCGCGCAGGCGCACAACGGCUCCGGGAAGACCACCUGCUUCGUCCUCGGCAUGCUCAGCCGCGUCGACCCUAACCGGAAGGUCACGCAGGCCAUCUGCAUCUGCCCCACCAGGGAGCUUGCCCAGCAGAAUAAAUCGGUGCUUAUGAGAAUGGGGAAGUUUACUGGCAUUACCUGUGCAUGUGCGAUCCCACCGGCUCAGAAAGAUUAUGUGCCGAUCGCUAAAAUGCCAAAGAUUACUGACCAGGUGGUGAUCGGCACUUCUGGGACACUUAUGAAGUGGAUUAAUCAUAAGAAGAUCUUGACAAAUGAUAUCAAGAUACUUGUGUUUGAUGAGGCAGACCAUAUGCUUGCCGAGGAUGGCUUCAGGAGUGAUUCUGAAAGGAUUAUGAGGGAUAUACAAAGAAGCGCUGGUGGCUGUCAGGUGCUUCUCUUUUCUGCGACAUUCAAUGAGAGAGUUAAAGAUUUUGUUACAAGGGUCAUUAAGGAUGGGAAUCAAAUAUUUGUGAAGAAGGAAGAGCUUACUUUGGAAAAAGUCAAGCAAUAUAAAGUUCAAGUCCCUGAUGAAAGGGCAAAAAUAGCAGUCAUAAAGGACAAGAUUUUUGAGUUUGGACAAAAAGUUGGACAGGUUAUCAUUUUUGUUAGAACAAAGCAAAGUACUAAGGAUGUCCACAAUGCUUUGACAUUAGAGGACUAUGUAUGCUCCUCGAUUCAAGGAUCCCUUGACCAAUCAGAGAGGGAAAAGAUAAUACAGGAAUUCAAAAAUGGGUACACCAAGGUUCUUAUAUCAACUGAUGUUCUUGCUCGAGGUUUCGACCAAGCACAGGUUAACCUCGUCAUCAAUUAUGACAUGCCAAUCAAGUUUGGCACAAGAGAUGAACCUGAUUAUGAAGUGUACCUGCACAGAAUUGGCAGAGCUGGUCGCUUUGGCCGAAAAGGAGCUGUUUUCAACUUGCUAUGCGGCGAAACAGAUAACACUGUGAUGAGAAAGAUUGAGACCUACUUCCAGCACAAUGUUCCUGAGGUUCGUAAUUGGCAAAGCGAGGAAGAUUUUGAAAGAGCUCUGAAGGAUGCCGGCUUGGUUGAGUAACACCAUUGGAAAUAUGGCAUCAGAUGCGCUCUUCACUUGUGACGAACAGGCGCGUGAUAUUUACCAGCUGAAACAGCUUCUAAAGCAAAGCAAUCGAGCUUCUUGAGCUCAUCCUUGGUUAUUAUGUCGAGAGCUGUGAAUUCUGUUAAAGGGACUCAUCCAAACAAUUUUGAUGCUAUGAGCUUAUAUGAAGCAAAGGUGUUCCUUCGCUAUUUCGUGGGAACUUGUUGCCAGGACUAGAUCUACACUUGCAUUAUACUCUGUUACUUCGUGUACUUAACUGGGAACCUGUUUUGGUUUUUAUGGCUUUGUCGUCGAGAUGCGGUCACCGGUGUACGUUACGCCCUUGUGAAAAAACUGGAAACCUCUUUCUGGGUCAGUGUACUUGUACACUUGCGCCAUUGUUUAGUUGCAUGUACGAUGUUUCUUUCUGCGUCAGCUGUAAGUGUACACUUGAUUUAUUGUUUAGUUCCAUGUACCAUGUUCUUUUUCC
This is a messenger RNA of Oryza sativa Japonica Group (Japanese rice), 2133 nucleotides long. Lineage: Eukaryota; Viridiplantae; Streptophyta; Magnoliopsida; Poales; Poaceae. The record is from RefSeq and is a predicted model, not a curated record.